ACCAGGCCCACGGAAACUGUUCCCCGGCUCCCGCAGUCCUCCUGAGCCGGAGCCCUCGACUCUUCGCGGCGCACGACGCGCACUCUCUCCCCUCUCCUCCCCGCCACGGGGCGGCGGCGGUUGAACUACCCGCUGAGGUGAAUGAGCGUCGCCGCCCCCGGAGGCCGCGGUUCGGGCGGGGGGCCCGCUUCCCCGCCAGGCGCAGCCCCCGUGGGGCGGGCCAGGCCCCCCGCACGGAGCUCCGCUUAGAGGCUCGCUGCUUUCCCUCCUCCCUGCUCUCUCUCCCGCAGCCCCACAGGGAACGGAGGGGGAGGGGCGUGCAGCGCAGCGACGCGGCCCCCUCUCGGCAUGUCCGCGGCCGCCCCGCAGCCACCACUUCGGGGUGCGGAGAAGCCCAGUGCCGGGGCCCGGUUGCCUGAAGAGAACCACCAGGAGCAGCUCCUGCUUCCUUCCGGCCAAGUAGCCGAAGCCCUCCGGGAAGGCGGCUGUGGUGAGGGGCUACAACCGCAAGAGGACGACGACGAGGACAACAACGACAAGUGGCAGCGGGGGCGGCAGCAGCAGCAGCCUCACGUGGUCGAGGCCCCCCCGCCGAAGGAGAACCCCUGGACCCGUUGGAAGGCUCCCCCCGAGGCCUCUGGCAGUAGCUCAUCCCCGUCCAGCGCUUCCGCCGGCAGCGAGUUCGGCCCACAGGACCCGGAAUUACAGAGUUCUGCUAAAGUCAUAAAGGCUGGAAAAUUGAAGAUAAAGAAAUCGAAUAAGGCAAAUGACUUUAGUGAUGCAACAAAUUGGCCAACACCAAGUGAAAUUGCAAAUUCUGAAUGUAAAAAUAUAACUAAUCAAAAUAAAAAAACUCCAAUCAAGAAGGAGAAAGAAGAUAAAAAUGAAAAGAAGAGUAAUAACAAAAUCAAGGACAACUUGGAAAUAAAUCCAGAUAUUCCUGGAGAAAAUAUUAGUGAAGAUGAGGCUCAAAUUAACAAUCAAAGGAAAAAAGGUAACAAGCACAAAUGGGUGCCACUUCAUUUAGAUGAUAUGAAGCCAGAUAACCAAGAUAGACCAGGAUCUCGGAAUAGUUCAAGAUCUCAACCGGAAACUAGCAAACUUGUGCCUCACAACAACAGACGCAGUGAGACAAGAACUAGCUGGCGACGGGAUCGGGAAAAACGAGAUGAUCAUGAUGAAGUCUCUAGUGUGAGAAGUGAAGGUGGCAGUGUUCGAGGAUUUUACAGAGGAAGAGGGAGAGGCAGGGGAAGAGGAAGAGGACGUGGAAGAGGAAACCCUCGAAUGAACCAUGAGUAUUCAUAUGGCUACCGAGAACAAUAUAGCGAAAGGACCGAUCAGCCAUUUCAGCCAGAUCUUAACACUAGUAUGAUGUAUUACUACGACGAUGGAACAGGAGUGCAGAUGUAUUCGGUGGAUGAAACACUACUUAAAGAAUACAUUAAACGCCAAAUUGAGUAUUAUUUCAGUGUAGAAAACUUGGAAAGAGAUUUCUUUUUGAGGAGAAAGAUGGACCAGCAAGGGUUCUUGCCAAUUUCUUUGAUUGCCAGCUUCCACCGUGUGCAGGCUCUCACUACAAAUGUUAAUCUAAUAUUAGAGGCCUUAAAGGACAGUACAGAAGUAGAAAUAGUAGAUCAGAAGAUGAGGAAAAGGGUAGAACCAGAAAAAUGGCCAAUUCCAGGGCCUUCUCCACGCAAUCUUCCACAAACAGACUUUUCUCAACUUAUUAACUGCCCAGAAUUCAUACCGGGCAAAGUUUUUGGUUCGUAUACUGAAUCUGCACCAAGCUCUCCAAGAAUGGGCAGUCUAAGUAUUAAGAAAAACAAUGAGACAAGUAACCUUCAAACAAUGUCUAAAGGAUUAUCUACAAGCUUGCCAGAUCUGGAUUCUGAAACUUGGAUAGAAGUAAAAAAAAGACAUCGUCCAUCCCCAGCUAAGCCAAAGGAAUCUGUGCCUACACUUGAAGAAGUGUUGGGGCAACAGCAGCCGCUGCCGCCGCCUUCAGAGGAACAAGAACAGGAAGAGCUUGAUUUUUUGUUCGAUGAAGAGAUGCAGCCAAUAGAGGGCCGCAAAAAUACAUUCACAGAAUGGUCAGACAGUGAUUCAGAUUAUGAAAUUGAUGAUCAAGAUUUAAAUAAGAUCUUGAUUGUAACACAGACACCACCAUAUAUGAGAAAACAUCCUGGAGGAGAUCGCACUGGCAACCAUGUGUCACGGGCAAAAAUUACAUCAGAACUUGCCAAAGUUAUUAAUGAUGGCUUAUACUACUAUGAACAGGAUUUGUGGAUGGAGCAGACUGAAAAUGACUGUGUUGCUAUGAAGCAAGAAGUUGAAAAUUUUAAAAAGUUAAAUCUCAUCAGUAAAGAGGAAUUUGACAAUCUUACACCUGAGCAUAUUGUUGAUCCAAAUCAGGAAAUUCCUCCAGGUCCUUCAAGAUCUCAAGAAGAUGUAACUGAAGAGCUGGCUUGUAAAUUGUUUGGCAUCCAAGAAAUACCUCCAAGUACAAUGGCUCGCUCACUGCCAACAGCUGUUCCUGAAUCUCCUAGAGUUCACCCUACUAGAACACCCAAAACACCUCGUACUCCAAGACUGCAGGAUCCUAACAAAACACCAAGAUUCUAUCCUGUGGUUAAAGAAGCAAGAUCCAUUGAUGUUAAGACACGAAGGAAAAGAAAAACACGGCAUAGUACAAACCCUCCAUUAGAAAGUCAUGUUGGCUGGGUAAUGGACUCCAAGGAUCAUAGGCCAAGAACAUCUUCUAUAAGCAGUUCAAAUGCAUCACCUCUGGAAGGUGCUCCACUAUCAGGAAGUUAUGGGUGUACCCCUCAUUCACUUCCCAAAUUUCAGCAUCCGUCUCAUGAACUUCUAAAGGAAAAUGGUUUUACACAGCAAGUGUACCACAAGUAUCGCCGUAGAUGCCUAAAUGAAAGAAAACGGUUGGGAAUUGGCCAGUCUCAAGAAAUGAACACUCUCUUUCGUUUCUGGUCCUUUUUCCUCAGAGACCACUUUAACAAGAAAAUGUAUGAAGAAUUCAGGCAACUUGCUCUAGAUGAAGCAAAAGAACACUACAGAUAUGGUCUGGAAUGUUUGUUCCGGUUUUACAGCUAUGGGCUGGAAAAAAAAUUCAGGCAAGAGAUCUUUAAAGACUUUCAAGAAGAAACAAAGAGAGACUAUGAAUCUGGUCAACUCUAUGGACUAGAAAAAUUUUGGGCUUAUCUAAAGUAUUCACAGUCUAAAACUCCACCUAUUGAUCCUGAACUUCAGGAAUACCUCUGUAACUUUAAAAGAUUGGAAGACUUCAGAGUUGAUCCUCCCAUUAAUGAAGAAUCUGGGAGAAAAAGGCAUUCAACUGGGGAGGAAAGCGAUCGUCGUAAACAUCAGUCCAAUUCUCCUUACAAGAUCCUUGCCGGUAAUUCCACAGCUGCCUCUCAGGUGUGGGUUCCAAUAAAUUUUCCCACUACAAAUACUGUACAGGAGUUGAGUAACAGCAUACACCAGAACAGUACUGCCACAAAAUCAAGAAGUGAUAAACCUGAGCAGUAGACUUUCAUUAAGCUUGAACCUUGAGAUCAACUCCUAAUGCCAGUGUUUUAGCUCAAGGAUCUUCAGGGAGAGCUAUUUUAAGCUUGAUUAAAAACAAAAUGUAUAGGAAAACUAAGGAUCGCAUUUGCUUUCUCACAAGAUAGUUCCAACUACUUCCUCCCCUUGAUCAGUUGUAUUGGUAUAGGGAUCAUUGGAGAGAUCCUAAGGAAAUAUCUUUUAGUCGGUGUUGCUGUCCCUGACUUAUUGUUUACAGGAACUGCAUUCCACUACAAUAUGCAAAAAAUACUUUGGGAUGCCUUACAGUCCAGCUCAUUCUUCUUAAAGAAGUUAUGGUGUACUUAUGUUAACAUAGAUUGUUUUUAUCAUUCAAAUUUUCCAUCAUUAUUUCUACUUAAGAAGAGCCAAAAAAAAAACCAGGACAUUUUUUUUUAAUGGAGAGAAAUUAUUUAAGUUGGUAAAUUCAUAUAUUACUAUCAACAUCAACUUGUUGUCUUUGUAACAAUACAUGCACACUCCAUGCUGUAUAGGACUGUGCACAUUUCUUGGGUGCUGAAAUCUGUUUUGCUUUCUAGUUUGUUUAUUUCAGAAUCUCUGUGAUUUUGGGUUGAGUAUGGAAUUUUGAGUUAGGCAUCAAUCUAAUUUGGUUUUAAGGGUGUUUUCUUUUAUGCUGGUUCUUAUUUGUACUUAAGCAAAUGUAGAUUGCAGAGGGGAAGGGGUAUGACUGUAUUGUCAUAAACUUAGCAAAUUUUAUAUCUGUAAUAUAAGCAGAAGGAUAAAAUGGUGGCUCUCUAAUCACCUUCCAAUUAGAAGAUUUUUCUGUUUAGUUUCUCUUCUAAUAUAAGUGAUUUGCACUUCAAGGAGAGGUUAUUUUUAAAACAUUUAAUUGUAUUUUAAUAUUUGACACUGUUUUAAUUUAACAGGAAAGUAGAAACAAAUGUAGCACUCAUUCUAAAAAUGUUGAUGUCAAAAUGGGUUUGAAUAAAGUUUAAAUUCCAUGCUCCGUUAAGACCAACUGAACUUAAAUUGGUCAAGACAUCACUUUCCUUAAAUGUAAAUGAUUCAUUUAAAUAGUCAUAACUUGUGUUGGGAGGUGGAAGUUAAUAGGAUACAUCACCUGUAAUUUUUGACUAGUUUCAAUUAUUGUGAUUUAAAAUGCUUAGAAUAAGGAAACAGAAGGCCUCCUUUCUUACUGUGGAAGGGGUGGUAGGAAUAGGUGCAUUUUAUUACAUACAGCAAAACAGUGAAAUACUUGGCAGUCUUCACGUAACUUUCUACAAAUAAAGCCUAACACUGUUUGAUGCCUUAUUACUGGGAGAUAUCCUAAGUGAUCCAACAUUUAGUUUAAAUGGAUUUUGUGGUGGAUAUGGUUGAAAUCCAUUACAUUUUUCUUCAUACUGCCUUCUGAAUCUGAAAAGAACAAUUAUGAAUAUAUGUGCAUAUGAAUAUGUGGAUUGCCCAGUAAUUAAUUUCUACAUACAAACAAGCCUUUUAGAAAUGCUCUAUUUUGCAAAGAAACUAGGAAUUGAUGAUACGUAUUUUAUAUAGCAUCUUUUCAGUGUGCUGAAGUUAUACAUCUCAAACCUGUGUUCAAUCUAUGCCACCUCCUCCAUGAAAAUGAUGCAAUUGUAAAUUUGGAUUUAAACUGUAUAUAAAAGAAAUAUAUUUACUUUCAUUACUUUGAAUGAAAUGCGUGCAUAUAAGCUUUUAGUAUGCAUAACUUGUGGUAUCUUUGCAGAUUUUAUAAAAAUACAAAAAAGUCA
Elgaria multicarinata webbii is the source of this 5303-nucleotide messenger RNA. RefSeq names its product La ribonucleoprotein 1B (gene LARP1B). Gene Ontology annotation, biological process: positive regulation of translation; mRNA stabilization. The coding region runs from base 349 to 3543 and encodes 1064 amino acids. The record is from RefSeq and is a predicted model, not a curated record. NCBI's taxonomy places the organism in Eukaryota, Metazoa, Chordata, Lepidosauria, Squamata, Anguidae. Gene Ontology annotation, molecular function: RNA cap binding. Gene Ontology annotation, cellular component: cytoplasmic stress granule; cytosol. The transcript is spliced from 19 exons.